AUGGCCGCUAAACUCAUUCUCUUCGUCUGCGCCGCCGCCCUCGUGGCUCAGUCCAUUUUGGGCAUCGGUUGUGGUUGCGGAUGCGGAUGCGGAGGUUGGGGCUACGGUGGUCUGGGCUACGGUGGCGGCUUCGGGGGUUUCGGCGCUGGAUGUGGUGGUUUCUCCGGUGGCGGUCUCGUUGUGUCUUCUGCCUCGGCUGCUCCUACUGACCUAGGUGUGCGUUCCGAGAACAGGUACGAGGGUGGCGUCGGUGUCUGCGGUAACGUACCUUUCGUUGGUACCGCUGAGGUCGCUGGUGAGCUCCCCACCGGUGGUACUGGUGAUAUCAACUACAGCUGCGGAGAUGGCGUGGUCGCUAUCACCCGAGAGGAUGGAUUCGGCUAUGGUGCUGGCUAUGGUCUGGGCUACGGAGGCGGCUACGGUCUUGGCUAUGGAGGCUACGGCGGAUGCGGAUGUGGCUGCGGAUACUAA
This is a messenger RNA of Bombyx mori (domestic silkworm), 471 nucleotides long. RefSeq names its product chorion class B protein L11-like. The coding region runs from base 1 to 471 and encodes 156 amino acids. The record is from RefSeq and is a predicted model, not a curated record. Gene Ontology annotation, molecular function: structural constituent of egg chorion. The transcript has 3 exons. Gene Ontology annotation, biological process: multicellular organism development; chorion-containing eggshell formation. Gene Ontology annotation, cellular component: egg chorion. NCBI's taxonomy places the organism in Eukaryota, Metazoa, Arthropoda, Insecta, Lepidoptera, Bombycidae.